CAGGAUUUCAACUCCUCGCAACAGUGAACACUCACACCUUCACAACGCAUCGUGAAUUUGGCCUUCCAUCAACCAGCGCUGCCGUCUUCGCUGCUUGUGCGAGUGCAAGGCUUUUCUUUUGUAUCAUAAGCAUUUAGGUAGCUCCUCGAAUUACCUGAGAAUGCUAUAAAGGCCUUUUGUCCUGCACAGCGCGUGAACGGACGUUGUCGCAAAGCGACUCAACAACGCCACCAUGGGUGAUGAGAACGGGGAUGCGAAGGUCGCAUCGACAAAAGACGAAGCUCAAUGGGCUGAGCAAAUUGCUGCGGAUGAGAUCGCCAUUGCGCGCCUGUUGUCGGAAAGCCAGAACGAUAGCGCCGGACUUAAGCUCGACGACACGCCAUUCGAUCAAACAAACAAAGCCGACGACGCCGAAGACUUUGAAGAUAUCAGCGACGAUGACUUGCCCGACGAGGAGCCCAGCGCAGGCCAAUCAUUAGAAAUACCAGCGCUUACGGACGACGGAGGUACUAGCAACGAUGCGGAUGACCUUUUUGGUGAAGGUGCUUCGUCACCUAUUGACCCUAUUCUCGACGAGACCUCUCCUGGACCGACAGUGCGCGACUUCGACGGUGUAGACCAGACACAAGCAACGGAUAUGAGCUUGGACUUUGCCAUUAAUUUCGAUCCUGAGCCACACAGGUAUGGCGCUGCCAACCAAGACCCCGACAUCCCUGCACCAGCCGAAACGGUCGAAGAUUUACUGAAAGCGACGUGGCCCUCUUUUGAGAAAGGCAAAGUCCUCACCUGGAGUGAGCUUUUGCCAUCAAAAAGGGCUGUCUGGAAAGAGAAGAAGCCCACAAAGAAGCCCAAACAUCUCGUGACCAGCAAACUGACUCUGGAUCUCGCACCCGAUGACGAGAAGCUAUUCCGCAUCCCUGGUCCAGCCGCAUCGUCAAGUAAGCAACGGCGCGAGGCGCUCAAUCUCAAGAAGCUUGUUCUUUGCGACGAAGACGCCAUAGCAAACGAACGAGACGUGGAAGCUUUUGACCUUGACCACGACUCCGACGGUGGCUCUGUCCAUGGCUUUUCUUUGCAAGACAUCUCGCUUGCCUGUGAGGAUUGGAACGACAACAUUCAUCGUAUAGAGGAUGCAUUUUCCUCACAGUUGGCAGCCGAAUCCGCCACUACUAGCCAGAGGCGUCCUGUGGAAGACGCAGAUGACGAAUGGGAUGCGGAGUUUUUGCAAGAUAUGCAGGACGUUAAACCGAGUCUGAAACGAAAAAGACCAAUCCCCAAGGGUCUCCCCGCUAUUCCAAAGUACGGUGUUACGUCAUUUGACAACUUUGAAGCAACGACAAAGCUCGGAGCUAAGCGUGUACAUCUCGACCUGAAUGAUCCCCAUCUUCUACUUGAGACGAAUUUCAGCCGAGCUGCGGUGAAUGGCGCCAACAGAGGAGAUUCUGCCGAUAAAAGAGUGUCUAAUAGCAACAUUGGACGUAGUAUCUCAAAGCGUUUCAACUUGUCUAACGACGAAGCAUAUGACCUGCUCAAGGAGAAUCACCAGAGCAAGGUUCGUGCUACGAUUGGUCUUAUCACCAUGGAACACAGUCUGCCAGCCGACAAGCUUUGCUGGCCCUUUUACAAAGUUAAGCUUCCUGGUACUACAGAUGAGUAUCAUCGGCCACGCUUCCGCUAUCGAAAAUUUGCUGGUCACGUUAUCCGGUUUGAGAAACCGCAUCAUUAUAAGCGUAAGAUGAUGAAGGGCAAAUCUCAUGAUGUUUUCAACAAAUCCAAAGAUCUUAGUCUUGGCGAUAAUGCGACUGCCGUGCUCAUGGAAUACUGCGAACCUCGACCCCGAGUUUUGAACGGAUUUGGCAUGGGAAACAAGGUCAUCAACUACUAUCGCCGCAAGGACAAUGUUGAAGAAGAGCAACUACCUAAGCUUGAUCUCGGUGAAUAUCGAACGCUGCUUCCCGAGGAUAGAUCGCCAUUUUCGUUAUUUGGCAGCGUGGACUCCGGAGAGACCGUCCCAACCCUUCACAACGAAAUGUACCGAGCUCCUCUAUUUAAACACGACCCUAGGAAAUCGGACUUUUUGAUUGUACGAAACACCACGGGUACGGAAGGCUCACAUUGGUUUCUUCGAAAGAUUGACCAUCUACAUGUGGUUGGUCAAACCUUUCCAGCCGUUGAAGUUCCAGGACCACACAGCAGAAAGGUCACGACAACGUCGAAGAACAGAAUGAAGAUGCUGGCAUACCGCAUGAUUCGCCACAGUCAGAACGACAACUUCAACUUGACACAGAUGACAAAACACAUUGCUGAAUCUACAGAUACUCAGAACCGACAGAAGCUGAAAGAAUUUCUGCAGCAUGAUAAAGAUACUGGGGAAAAAGGCAUGUGGAAGCUCAGAAGUGGCGAAGCUUUACCAGAUGAAGCCGCAAUUCGUGCCAUGAUCAAGCCAGAAGAUGUCUGCCUUCAAGAUGCCAUGCAACUGGGUAUCAAGGAGCUUGAAGAUGCCGGAUACGAUCCGCGCAACACCAACAUUGACGAUGAUGCUGUGUUGGGUGAGGAAGAUGAUGAUGACGGCGAUGAAGAAGGAAGCAAGGCUCCGAAGGGGACGAAGAAUGCAGAAAAGGUCGAAGAGACCCUUGCUGACAAACUUGCUCCUUGGGUUACUACAAAAGCCUUUAUCGAUGCCUGCGCUCACAAGGCAAUGCUCCAGCUUCACGGAGAAGGUGACCCUACUGGCCAUGGCCUUGGCUUCAGUUUCAUGCGCACAUCCAUGAAAGGUGGUUAUCUUGAGAAGGUUCAAGGGCCUCUAGCGACAUCCGCCGAUGCUAUUGAGCGUGAGAAGCGUGCCAACGGUGGUCACGCGUAUAAUGUCAAAAAGCAGCAAGCCAUGUACGAAGAAGGUAUUCGUGAAAUUUGGGACAAGCAAAAGGCUACGCUGCAAGACACCAAAGAACACGAUGACACAGAUAUCCAGACGAACGAAGAUGAAGACGACCGAUUCAAUGUUCACUCUGCCGCCACACCAGCUCAAUUCGAUGACGGUGUAAGUCAAAUUAGCGGCCUAACCUCAGCAAGCCGCCACGCAAAACGAGCGAUCCGCAUCAACCGCGAAAUCCGCAUGCCCGACGGAAGCACGAAAACGAUUUCUGAAAUAGUCCACGACCCUGUCGUUAUAACGCAGUAUAUGAAACGGCGUACGGAAGCCGAACUGGAAGAAAAAGACAUCUACACAUCUCGACCUACGGGUAAUGCCGACCACGACCGUCUUGCAGGCAUUCGAAUUAAGAAGGAGCUUGAACGACUUGAAAAGAACAAGGCAAGACGACAGGCCCGAGAGCAGCAAAAAGAGCUGCACCAGAAAGCCCGAGAAGGAGAUGCUGGAUCUCCUGGGGCUGCCGAUAAGCUCAUCCCAACGGGAACCACAAGAAAGUGCGCCAACUGCGGAUUGGUUGGCCACAUUAAAACGAAUAAAAAGCUUUGCCCGCUUCUCAACGGCACAAAACACGUCGAAACCGACGCCGCGGAACAUGGAGGCUUUGGCACAUACAACGCAGGCAAAGGCGAGUAAAGACGGUAUUGUCUGCCACUGGGGCAAGGGAUACGUCUACAAGAGGAGGAAUCUGUAUUUGGAGUUUUGUACGGGAGACGAAAAGCAAACAGGUUUGCAUAGGCCCUACAGAGUCAGGGGGAUAGAGGCCAGAACACAUGGUGGACUUUCGCUUCGCUUGCGCCAGACAGGCUGCCAGCAACUACAUGGAAUAUGGCACGAGAUGGCAUAUUAUCGAGGCUGGAGCGUCUACAGCAAAAACCCCGAGACUAGUGUAAUAUACCCAAAGAUUGUAUAUUUCUUGAC
Messenger RNA from [Torrubiella] hemipterigena, 3850 nucleotides. NCBI's taxonomy places the organism in Eukaryota, Fungi, Ascomycota, Sordariomycetes, Hypocreales, Clavicipitaceae. The record is from the annotation of a GenBank genome assembly.